AAAAUCAAAAUUUUAGUAGUUCAGUUAAUAUUUAUGAUACUUUAACUUACAUUAAGCUGAUUAUGAAAAUAACAGCCCAACUUUUUCAAAACGCAGGUACAUCUGAUGCCAUGCGUGGAUUCUUAGAAGGACAUUUUCCAACGGCUAUCAAAAAAAUCCUUAUCUACUCCCCGGCUUUUUCUCCUCCUAUUCUCGCUCAUACUUUUGCGGCUAUCGCUGAUUACGUCCAUGCUGAACCGGCUAAUCUUCCUUUUGUUAUUGAAGCUGGCUUAUUCGAUGGGUUUGUCCAGGUAAUGAAGAGAGAACUACCUCCAGCAGCUGACUUUCUUCAGGAAAUGCCGGCUUUGAUCGAAGCUUUUCUUCUUUCUCCUGAUUUACUGAUAAGAGUUAAAGAAGAACAAAUUUUAGAUAAGAUUUUCUAUUGUUUUGAAAUGGUCAAUCUUUGUGAUACAAUUACGGCCUAUGAUAUUUCAUCUACUUACGGUAUGUUCUUGGAAAAAACAGCUAGACACCAUCCGGCUAGUGUUCCUACUAUUCGGGCUAAUAUGCUACGUACUUUAGAUAGUAUUGCUCGUGAUAUUCCCAAUACACCUUCUGAUCUCAUGCAAGCUCUACUUGAAAACCUCUUCCGAAUGAUCUCCUGUUCAGUUAUCUACAAUCCAGGUACAACUCAUUUCUUACUUGGCCCGGACUUACUCUUAUCUUUAACUCAAAUCUUAGGGGCAGUUGAUGCACCAGCUGAUUCAGAACUCUAUGCCAUCAGUAUGGAGAUUCUGCGGACUUUAGCGGCUGAACCACAAAUUGGGGCUAUUAGUCUUCUACUUAGUCGGGUUAAAGAAGCUUUAGGACGUAAUGAGCCUAAAGUAGCCCAACGUUUACUUGUCUUAGUUAAUAGUAUGCUUUUUGCCGGGACUUCAGCCCAUCCUCUUUCCUUAUCUGAAGUAGUUUGUACGUUAAAUACGAUUCAACAAGUCUUCCGUUCUCUUCAAGCCGGAGUUGGUCCAAGUACUACUACUAAUGAUUCUUUAUUUGCUUUACAGUAUGCCUUAGGUCUUGGUCUUCUUCGUUCGGAAGCAGCUACUCUACCACCAAGUGCUCAUGCGCGGGGUCCUGAGCAUCGGAGUCGGUCGGAAUGGGGGACUUUACCCGAACUAGUCAGUACAGUUCUACCCCAGGCGAUUGAUAAUCUUAAAUGGGCCUUGCAAACCAACCGAUCACUAAGUGCGCAUCUUCAAGCACUUAAGAACUACUUUGAACAGGCUAAAUCAUGUCCUGGUAUACAAUCUUUAGCCUUAUCUAGUUUAAGUAUUUUUAAUGAUUUUUGGUUUAAGAUAAGCUCAGCUAAUCAAAACAAACAUGCCGGUCGAUUAGCUAAUGUCCUCCAAAUGAUCCAAGCUAGUGUUCCAGCUACUUUUAGACAAGUAAAUCCAGCCAGUUCUGAACUAGGCCAGAUUGAAGACUUCCUUGUCCAGAUCAUUAGUCAACUAGUGGAGUACUUAGAUGCAGAAGGAGCAAGUGAUGUUUUACUAGUGAUUUGUGCCGUAUUAGAAAGGGAUGAAGCCCAUCCUAGACAUUAUGAUAAGUGUUAUGAUAUAUAUAUACGUUUACUAGAGUCACCAAAAGCAGAUGCUGCUAAGAGUUUCCCUGGUUUGUUAUCUUUAGUCUUUCAAGAUAAGAAAGAGAUAGAAAGACAUUUUAAAUCUGGUCAUUACUUAAUGUUACAACAAGCCUUAUCAGAAGAGACAUGUAUUCUUGAGUGUAUGCGGGCAAAACUACCCGAUCUUAUCAAAGAAUCCUUAUCUAGUUCCAAUCCUGAUUUUAUUUUACUAACUGCCACUACUUUAUACUUUGCUAGUGCUCUAGAUGAUUUACAAGGCACUUACUACACUCGCCGUUUAGUAGCUGAUAUUGAUUUUUCCAAAACUACUCCCGUAUCUCCUUCUCCCUCUUCACCUACUAUUUCAUCACCCAACCCCAAUCAAUCUACUACUUCAUCACCAAAUCAAAAUCAAAAUCAAACUAGUCAAUCUAAUCAAUUUAGUCAAUCUUCACCAAAUCAAAAUCAAAACUUUAAUGCUUACUGCCAUCUCUUAGAGGCUCAAAGUACUCUUGUUCAUAGCGUCUUACGUGCCCAUACGGAAGGAUCCGUCUCCUUAACCGUAUCUAAUCUUUCUCCCUUUUUAGAUACACUUUUUGCUGUGGCUCCUCUGGCUCCUAAUCGUCGGGAACUAGCUAUGCUUAUUGAUCUUAUUCUUCGUCGGGCUUUAGCCACUCCUAUCUCUACAGCUGAUUUACUUAUCAGUCAUGUGAGGACUUAUGGACUUUGCCGGAAAUAUCGUGAUAAGACUCCAGCUGGAUUUGCUCAAAUCCUCAGUCCUAUUGCUACUUACUCCCCAACAGUCGCUCUUUCCUUUGCGGCAGCUACUGUUGAACAAACUCCCAGUGGAACUCUUAUCUUUAAACCCCCUGAGAAUCCCCCUAGAUCACCCCAAUCUUUUGCCCAACCUAAUCAACUCACUCCCUGUCCCUUAUCUCUUUUCCGAGAUAUUUUCUUAUCUUCAGCAAAACCAAAACCUCCCAUGGAAGCGGCUAUUCGGGCCCAUGCUCUUUGCCAAAUCUUAACUGCUCUACCCCAUGUUCUUUCUUCCCUUACUGAUCCCCAAGAUAUGGCCUUAUCUGAGUUUUUUAUUUCCCAAUAUGGUAAGUCUCAAGCACAAGACCCACCUCUAGCCCAUUUAACUAGUCGUUUAAUUACUUUACUUAUUGCUUCUGCUCAUUCCCAUCAAAAAUCACAAAUCUUAUCUCAAUUAUCUAAAUCUCUAGAUACUAAUCCAGCCCCAGCAGCUAAUCUUCUUCUUCAAACUCUCCAGGCCAGAUCUACUCGAUCUACCUUUGAAGAGACUCUUUCCUCCAUCUCCUCACUCCUCCCUACUCUUAUCAAAACAGUCGCUCUUCUUCCUGACUCCCCUGACCUUCCCCCAGUCGCCCGUCUUCUGGAGUACCUCACCCGGGUCUUAGCCCUCGGUCCCGCCCAGGGCGUCUUUGAAGAACCCGCUGAAGAGGCCGAAGAGGAAGAAGAAGGAUACAUGGAAGACUUUGAUACGGAUGAAACCAUGGAUAGUGAUCAAACGGCUUAUGAUUCAACUGAAGAUCUAGGUGGUGAAGAUUCUUUUGCCUCCGACUCACCCGGAUACUCUUCUGGAACAGCCACUGACUCCUUCCCCGUCCAAAUGGAAGCUGAAGCCAUCGAUCCCAGUGCAGCUGAGUUCUUAAGAGGUCUUAGUCAUGGAACACGUUUAGUCCUAGGAGAUACUGAGUUCUACUGUGAAACAGCCGAAAUCUUUAAGGAAGCUUUAAUUCAUCGUCUUAUCCAGAUCCUUCCUAAAACAACUGAAUCACCUCCCUCUCUAAUCAGUACUAGUCCUCCAGAUCAAAAUUCCGAUCUCCUGGAAGAUGAAGAUACGAGUGGAGGCAGUAGAGGUCGAGGCAGCAGAACAAGAGGAGGAGAAGGAAGAGAAGGAAGAGGAGAUACUCAUUAUACUGAGAUGGACUCGUACGAUUCACUUUCAGCUAGUCAGUCUCAUGAGUCUUUUGCUUCUGAUGAAGAGUUCCUAGUGGGGGCUGAAGAUGGCGAAGUCCCUGGUUUAGAUGCUGAAGUCCUGAAUGGUCUACCGGAAGAGAUACUUAGAGAUACAGUUGAACAUUUUUAUCAGGAGAGGAUAGCUAGUAGUUCUGUUUAUCGUCCGAUUAGUUUAGUUUUCUUAGAUUCAUUACGUGAUGACGUCAGACUUAUCUUUGAAGAGGAAGAAGCAGCUUACUUUGCGGCCUUUGCUGAAGCAGCUCCUAGUAGUAGUAGUAUGGCCUUAGUUGAGCCGGAAGUAAGUUCAGCGGCUGUUCGGGAAGGACCUUUACUGGUGGAGACGGGUCAGAUUGAGGAGUUAGUAGAUGCAGUAGUGAGUGUGAAUGGUCCUCGACGGUUACUUUAUGAUUGUUUAUGGAAUAUAGGGAUUAACGGUCGGAGUAGACGGGAUAUUAUGUGCAGUUUAAUGCGGGUAGUGCAGAGUGGGCGGGUGAAGAAGGGAUUUGAUGCGGCGGCUUAUUUAUGUGGACGGACGGAAGAGUUUGCAUUGUUAUUUAGGGAACGAUCUUUGUUAGAGGAAGUAUUUUUAGCGGUUAACAAAAGGAGUGCGAGUGAAUCGAUUAAGUUAUUAUCAUUAUUAGGUCCUUGUUUUAGUUUAAGUAAUAAUUUUGAUUUUUAUUGUUCUGAUGAUGGGAGUAUUACCGGAUUAGGUAAUAAUUUUGAAAAAGAAAAACAAAACAAUAAUUUUGAAAAAAAAGAUAAGGUAGAAAAAUUAAGAAAAUAUUAUCGGUCGCAUGAAGGUUUAAAAGUAGCCUUACCUAAUUAUAUGAAAGUCUUUGAGUUUGAAGUGCCUGAUGAUGUAUUUGAAGGUAUUCUAGCCUUUACCAAAGCAUCAGGAGUUGUCUGGUAUGCAGAGUACUUGGCGUAUCUUUUGCAACGAGCUAGUGAGAUUCUUAUUGGGUUGAGUCAAGUACCUGUCUUUAGUACGACUGAUUACCAGAAAGAACUGACUCGAUUAGUAAGAGUCCUUCUACUGGCGGCUAGUAUGGAUGAGAGUGAAGAAGUGCGUAGGAAGUUACGAGAAGGUUUAGAAGUCUUGGAGAGACAUGAAUUUUGGCGGACUUACUUUAAAGAUGUUUUGCCUUUAGAAAGGGAGCCGCGGCAUUUUACUUCGGUCUUACCUUUGUUUAAGGCUUUUGUUUUGACUUUUUGUCCGUUAUCUAGUGUAGAAGGAUCUUAUCUGGGAUCAAAUGGGUUUUUUAUGGAGAUUAUUGAAAAGGAGAAAGACUUACUUAAUGCCUUUAUCUCUUUACAACCCAACUUACUUUUUGAAGCAUUUAAAGGUCUACCUAGUUCAGUACUUGAUUUUGAUAACAAACGGGUUUUUUUCUAUAAACUAAUCAAAAGUUCUGAUAGUGCUCGACCUGAAGUACCUCUUACCGUUGAUAGGAAUCAUGUUUUUGAAGAUUCAUUUCAUGGUUUGAUGCGUUUACGUGGGGAAGAGAUAAGAGAUGCCCGGUUUAAUAUCAAGUUUGCCGGGGAAAGGGGAGUAGAUGCGGGUGGUCUGACUAGAGAAUGGUUUGGAGAACUCUCCCGGGAAAUGUUCAAUCCUGGCUAUGCCUUAUUUGAUGCGAUUGGUCUGGCUUAUCAGCCGAGUCCUAAUUCACACGUUAAUCCGGAACAUUUGCUUUACUUCAAGUUUAUUGGCCGGGUACUAGGUAAGGCCGUUCAUGAUGGAGCUACUUUAGAUUGUCACUUUACUCGGGCUGUUUAUAAACGACUGCUAGGUCGACCGGUGACUCUUUCUGAUAUUGAAGCGGUUGAUCCGGCUUUUCAUCGGUCUUUAACCUGGAUACUUAACAAUGAGAUAGAUGGAGUACUUGAUUUAACCUUUGCUAUGGAGCACGAACGGUUUGGAGCGACUGAGAUAGUUGAUUUAAAGCCUAAUGGUAAGGAUAUAGCUGUAACUGAUGCGAAUAAGCAGGAAUAUGUUGAUUUAACUUGUGCUUUUAAACUAUCUUUACUGAUUGAUAAGCAAUUAGCUGCCUUAUCAACGGGUUUCUUUGAGAUUUUACCGGCGGAAAGAGUGCGGAUGUUUAAUGAGCGGGAAUUAGAGUUACUGAUUAGUGGAUUACCGGAGAUAGAUGUGGAUGACUGGCGGAACAAUACGUUAUAUGCCGGGUAUACUUCUUCUUCACAGGUAGUACGUUGGUUUUGGCGGGCAGUACGUGAUUUUAGUGUGCAGGAAAGGGCUAAGUUGUUGCAAUUCUGUACGGGAUCUUCUAAGUUGCCGUUAGAAGGGUUUGCGGGACUGAAAGGUCAGAAUGGCAAUCAGAGAUUUCAAAUUUAUCGGGCGCCGGGUGGAGAUAGUCGUUUACCUACGGCGCAUACGUGUUUUAACCAAUUGGACUUACCUGAGUAUACGAGUUAUGAGGAGUUACUGAAGCGCAUGCGAGUGGCUAUUCAAGAAGGAGCCAGUGGGUUUUGGUUUGCCUAG
Nematocida homosporus is the source of this 6077-nucleotide messenger RNA. RefSeq names its product E3 ubiquitin-protein ligase HUWE1. Lineage: Eukaryota; Fungi; Microsporidia. The transcript has a single exon. Gene Ontology annotation, molecular function: ubiquitin-protein transferase activity. The annotation marks the transcript as partial. The record is from RefSeq and is a predicted model, not a curated record.